This is a messenger RNA of Impatiens glandulifera, 650 nucleotides long. RefSeq names its product dCTP pyrophosphatase 1-like. Gene Ontology annotation, biological process: nucleoside triphosphate catabolic process. The record is from RefSeq and is a predicted model, not a curated record. Gene Ontology annotation, molecular function: nucleoside triphosphate diphosphatase activity. The transcript has 2 exons. The coding region runs from base 69 to 500 and encodes 143 amino acids. Lineage: Eukaryota; Viridiplantae; Streptophyta; Magnoliopsida; Ericales; Balsaminaceae.
GUUACAGGGCUCCUGCGCAGUCACAUUUUGUGAUAAGGGCACUCCGAGAGAGAGAGUGAGAGAGAAAGAUGGCAGAGGGUUCGGAGAGAGAAAAGACGGCGGCGGCGGCGGUUACUCUAGAAGAUUUGAGGAAGAAAAUGGCGAAUUUUGCGUUGGAAAGGAAUUGGGAUCAGUAUCAUAGCCCUAGAAAUCUCCUCCUUGCUAUGAUAGGAGAAGUGGGAGAGUUGUCGGAGAUAUUUCAAUGGAAAGGGGAGGUGGCAAAAGGGUUAGCAGAUUGGGAUGAGGCUGACAAAAUACAUUUGGGGGAGGAGCUUUCUGAUGUAUUACUUUACCUUGUCAGGCUUUCUGAUAUGUGUGGUGUAGAUCUUGGAAAAGCUGCUCUUCGUAAGCUCAAAUUGAAUGCCAUCAAAUACCCACCACCACCACCAUCUGCACCCACACCCAUUGUUGAAGCUGCUUCUGAUGAUGAUGAUUCCAUCAUUCCCCAAACAAAACCCUAGUUAGUAGCAAGAUUGAUUGAUUGAUUGAAGAUGCAUGCACCAUAAUGGUUUGUUUCUUAACUCAUUUCUAGCUACUUUAUCUUUUGUGUGCUUUCUUCUUUGCUUGGUGUAUUCUUUUUUUUAUCUUUUAAUUUGAUGUUGAUGAUGAUG